AUGCCUGCAGUAGUUCCCAGCAACUUCAACUAUGUCUGCGCACUUUUAGGCGGAUUCAUCCUGGUGUUUGGGCAGCUGUCCUAUGUCAUCAGAGACAGGCUUUAUGUCUCAGAAGCUCUCCCGUCUUUACUAUUUGGCAUGGUAUUCAAGACAGCCAAUCUUAUUCGACCGUCCGACUAUGGCUCAGUGACUGAGAUCACGCGAGAAUUUGCUAGACUAGUGCUAGGCCUACAGCUUAUGAUAGCGGGAGCGCUUCUGCCUAUGAAAUACGUUCGCAAAGAAUGGCUUAGUAUAUUCAUGCUUCUGGUGCCUGUAAUGACCACUAUGUGGAUUGUCUCGGGACUCAUCAUCUAUCUAUGCAUUCCAGGUUUACGCUUUCUCGACGCUCUCAUUAUGGCUGCAUGCGUAACUCCCACCGAUCCAGUAUUGAGCAACUCCAUUAUCAAGGGCAAAUUCGCGGAGGAGAACCUCUCGGAUUCUCUCCGGAGCAUUAUCUCCGCCGAAUCAGGAGCAAACGAUGGAUUUGGUUACCCGUUUUUGUUUUUGGCACUGUACAUUUACCACGACAAGGGAACGCAGAUCGCACGCGACUGGAUCGUAGAAACUGUCAUCUACCAGAUUAUCCUUUCAGUCGUAUACGGCGCGGUGUUGGGAUAUGCAGCUAUGAAGAUAUUGCAAUUCUCGGUCAAGAGGAAGUGGAUUGAUGAAGAGUCGUUUUUUGUUUUCAUUUUCGCCCUUGGUAUCUUCAUUAUCGGUACCGCUGGUCUACUUGGUACGGACGACAUUCUGGCUUGUUUCGUCGCCGGAAAUUUCCUUAACUGGGAUGACUGGUUCCAGUCAGAAACGAAGAACAAUAAUAUUCAGGACUUUUCAACUCCAGAGAUUCCCGUGUGGAGAUAUAUCGUUAUGGGCAUCGCAGUCAUGCUAUUCCGUCGGCUGCCUGCUGUCGUGUUGUCAUACAAAUUUAUCCCACGAAUCGAGAAUGUCAAAGAAGCUGUGUUCUCUGGAUUUUUCGGGCCAAUCGGUGUUGGCGCUAUUUUCUAUUUGCAUGUCUGCCUUGAAACAAUGGAAGCGUACGGAGAAUCGGAGACCACGAAAUAUGUUAUGAAAGCUAUCUCUCCAGUGAUCUACUUCUUGAUGGUAACCAGCGUCGUCGUGCACGGUCUUUCUAUUCCUAUAGUUGAGGUAUGUACUUUCUUAAUUGUUCGCAACGGUGACCAUUCACUGACAACUCAAUGUAUAGUUUACCCCUCUGUUAUACUCGAAAGCGUUCGGACCGAAUGCAAUGUUUUGGAGAUCAGAGACGAAGGGUCUCUCUAA
Molecule: messenger RNA, 1320 nt
Organism: Myxozyma melibiosi
Lineage: Eukaryota; Fungi; Ascomycota; Lipomycetes; Lipomycetales; Lipomycetaceae
Product: Cation/H+ exchanger
Exons: 11
Coding region: 1-1320 (439 amino acids)
Biological process (GO): regulation of membrane potential; sodium ion export across plasma membrane; proton export across plasma membrane
Cellular component (GO): plasma membrane
Molecular function (GO): sodium:proton antiporter activity
Source: RefSeq, a predicted model, not a curated record